Cyclocybe aegerita is the source of this 2094-nucleotide messenger RNA. Lineage: Eukaryota; Fungi; Basidiomycota; Agaricomycetes; Agaricales; Hemipholiotaceae. The record is from the annotation of a GenBank genome assembly.
AUGAAACGCCUCCAACUGUAUGGCGCUCUCCCCCGCGUACGCUCCAGCUCGAUCUCCUCCCUCGCUGUCUCAACGCCGUCCUCGUCGUCGCGGCCCAUCCUCUCUGCCCCGCCGCGCAUCCCCAGCGAGGCCCCGAAGCAAUCGCAGCACUCCCAACUCGCACUCACGCAGCCCAACUCGGGCCUGCACCCAACUCUCCUCCCAUGCACUCCGCCUAUCACGCCAACAUUCAACCCCAUGCCACCACAAGCCACCAGCUCCUUGUCUGCUCAUGUAACAGAGGCUCCCCGUGCAGCCAAACGACAACGACUGCAAUACCAGCUCGACGUUGGCGCCUACGGCAUCCCCAAGCACCGUUCAAACCACCCCCAUUCUCGCACAUUCCACACGCGAUCACACACGCCGUCGAGUAGCACCUAUCCGCAUACUUCCCUCUCCGUUCAAGUUGGAGAAGAUGCCUAUUUCGUGCGAGACAACGCGAUGGGCAUCGCAGACGGUGUCGGCGGCUGGGCUCGCACACAUCCACAAUCCUCCCAACACCCGACACCCUCAGCCCUCUUUUCCCGCCGCCUCAUGCACUUUUGUUCUGCAGAAAUCGAAGCGCUAUCCACCUCCGACCCCGCAAUUUUCACAUCUGCCCCUGACCCCGCAUCUCCCCGGUCCAGACCCCCAACCACCCAGUUUUCAUUUCAACAUCACCUCAAGCCCCGGCCUGCACCACCGCCGUCUCACGAUGCGUACACCUUCUCGGAGCUCGAGGAUUCUCUGCAUUCCUCCCUAGAAGAGCUUUCGGAAGGCAUCGACGUCCUCCAAAUCUUAGAACGAGCCUACGACAGUACCGUCAAGGCCCACCUUGCACCUUCUGCACCGACACCAGUUCCCCUCACCACUGGCUCUUCCACAGCUCUUCUCGCCGUGCUCGACCACCCACCGCCACCGACACUCCAUCCUCACCCGCUUCUACAAUCACCCGAACCCCCGCACAAGAACUACGCCGCCGGUUCAAUCCAUGUUUCUCCUAUCGAAGCCCAGCCAACCCCACAGCCAAGCGCCGCACUAUCCCAGCCUCAAGCACCCAAUUCUUCCUCGGCCAUUCCACCUGAUAGCGAACCUGCACCAUCGAUAUCCCGCAAAAGUGACGCAGCGUGUGCACCUGACGCGGAGGCGGAUCCGAAUUCGUACGACGCGGUGAUCCGUAUCGCCCACCUGGGAGACUGCAUGGGGAUGCUCGUCCGCGACGACCGCAUCGUCUGGCGCAGCGACGAGAUGUGGUGGGGCUAUAACCACCCGCUCCAGCUCGGCCCGCCCUCGACGCCACUCACCGACCCUACAGAGCCGUUGCAGCUCCCAGUAAAACCGCAUACAUUCACGCUUCCCGUAUGCGCAGACGACAUCCUUAUCCUCGCGUCGGACGGGCUGAGCGACAACCUCUGGGACGAGGACGUGCUUGAUGAAGUGCUCAAGUUCCGGAAGCAGGAUGGGUGGGGGUUCUCUUCCUCUGGAUCAUCGUUAUUUUCCUCCUCCGGCUCGCUGUCAAACGCGUUCGCCUCCCUUAACAUUGACCCCCGGUCAGAGAAGCUCUCGCACGACACACAUAUCCUCCGACGCAAAGCCUUCGCAGGCAUGCUCUCCGAAGCGCUCUGCUCGCGCGCAAAGCGUGUCUCGGAGAUGCGUCCCCCUCCACGGCGGCGCCCCUCUCUCUCCUCCUCGUCUUCCCCCACCUCAUCAUCGUCACUCAAGUUCAGCGUCAUCCCAGAAGAGCCCCAACCCUCAUCCAACGCCAAGCCCUCCGUCUCUCUCGUCACCUCGGACGACGACUCCUCAUCUCCAUCGUCUGAGUCGUCGCCUUCAUCGGGGUCGACUUUGCGAUCUUCAGCAAACGAAGAUCCGGCAGACCCCGCGGAGAUUCCGUUCGCUCGUCGUGCGCGGCUCGCAGGGCGGUCGUUCCGCGGUGGCAAGCAUGAUGACAUCUCGGUGAUCGUUGCGGUUGUCUCCCCGCUCCCUUCUGUGCCCUCCGCCCCUGCUGCCGGUUCAAUUGCUACCCCUGCAGGACCUGCUAACGGACAUGCGAAGGAGGCAAGGUCGGCUUUGUGA